AUGUUUCAGCAGGCCAAUGGUGGAAACACGAUUGGUGGCUGCAUAUCAGAAGCUUACUGUGCUUAUUUUGAUUGCUGUCAAGGAAAUCUCUGCAAUAAACCAAACCCGUCACCUGUCCUGACCUGUUACCAGUGCUCUAAUCUCAAUGAAUCAAGCUCUUGUGACGUCCAGCAGCUGUCCUCAUGUUCAUCACCAGCAAUGCAGUGUGGAGUUUCAGCAAUCCAAACUAUACAGAAUUCCUUAAAUCAAACUCAGUAUAUCAGAUCGUGUGUCAAUCCAGCCAUCUGCAAUGUUUCCAUGUCCAUCAACACUGGAGAACUGAGUGCCGUUUCACAUACGGAGUGCUGUCAGUCAAAUUUGUGCAACUCCAACAGCACAGAAGUCAUCACACCUUCCCCAAAUACCCUGCAGUGCCAUUCUGCAACAAGCAACGUGGACCAAGUAGUGCAGUGCGCCGGCAUUGAAGACCGCUGCUUCACCCUUGGAAUUAGUGGUCUUGGACUGGUCCAAGGUUGUGCCUCACAAAGUGCCUGUGACAAUGUGCAGAUGAUUGCAGACUACUUUGGAUUCACCACAAUAUCGAAUAUCAGCUGCUGCCAAGGAUCUUUCUGCAACAACGCGACCAACAACAGUGUGCGUUCGGAGAGCUGCAAUGUGAGCGUCUCACUGAACUACGGAUAUGGAAGCACAGCCUGGAUUUCUCAGUGCUGCAGCUCAGACCUGUGUAAUGCUGAAAAUGUUAGCGUUGCCAGCGACCCCAAUGGCUUAGUCUGCUGUGCUGGAUUGAACGGCCUGUGCCAGAGGCUGGUCAUGUGCACUGGCAUUCAGGACCACUGCUUUAUCUCAGAUACCGGAUUAUCUGCAUAUUCAGGUUGUGCGUCACAAAGCGUGUGUGACAAUCCCGUCACAGCAGCUGCCAGCCUGCAGAUCUCUCUGAGCCAACAGACUCACUGCUGCCAAGGAAAUGUCUGCAAUAAACCCAAUGUCACUUUAAGCUGCUAUGUGUGUCAGUCGUCACCUUCGUGGGACGUUUGUGAAAACACGACAACUUCAUGUGAUUCUGAAAAUUCAGCCUGUGGAGUUUUUGUCAAUGUUAACAGCUCUGGCUUGGGAGUGACAAACAGUGAGACCGAGAGGUCCUGUGUUACGCUGGACAGAUGCAACACAACAGAGUCAACUAACUAUGGACUUGCAAGUAGCAUUUGGACAUCCCACUGCUGCGACACCGACCUGUGCAACACAGAAACAGUCGUGUCUAACACAUCUGGUGUCAUAAACGGGCUGCUCUGCUGUGCAACGACGGAUGGGACGUGCCAGAAUGCGGUGCAGUGCACUGGCGUUGAGGACAACUGCUUUACAUCAGAUGACGGACAAAACGUGUACAGGGGAUGCACCUCCCAGAGCGUGUGCAACGACCCGCCGCACUCCCUGACCGCCCGCAGUUGGCCUUUUAUGUCUAACAGCAGGUGCUGCCAAGGAAAUUUGUGCAAUCGACCAGACACUUUGACUUGCAACAACUGUUACGCCACUUCAUGGACAACAUGUGAGAGCCACGCUGAGGUGUGCCCUCAGGGUGACAUGUACUGCGUGUCCUCUGCUUAUUCCUACGUGACGCUUGCUGAAUGGUUUAGCCCCCUGUUGUCUUACUGA
Polypterus senegalus (gray bichir) is the source of this 1650-nucleotide messenger RNA. RefSeq names its product prestalk protein-like. The record is from RefSeq and is a predicted model, not a curated record. Lineage: Eukaryota; Metazoa; Chordata; Cladistia; Polypteriformes; Polypteridae. Bases 1 to 1650 code for a protein of 549 amino acids. The transcript is spliced from 15 exons.